Molecule: messenger RNA, 915 nt
Organism: Penicillium alfredii
Lineage: Eukaryota; Fungi; Ascomycota; Eurotiomycetes; Eurotiales; Aspergillaceae
Product: SDR family NAD(P)-dependent oxidoreductase
Exons: 2
Coding region: 1-915 (304 amino acids)
Molecular function (GO): oxidoreductase activity, acting on the CH-OH group of donors, NAD or NADP as acceptor
Source: RefSeq, a predicted model, not a curated record
AUGUGGUCUCCCUCGAAAAUGGCCAACACAACGCGGGUGCUGGACGGCAAAUUGGGCAUCGUCACCGGCGGAUCGCGGGGCAUUGGCGAGGCCAUUGCGCACAACCUGGCAUCCAAGGGUUGCUCACUGCUCCUGAAUUUCACAUCCGAGUCCUCGCGCGCCCGCACAGAAGAGCUGUGCACGUCGCUGGCCGCGACGCACGGCAUCCGCUGCGAGAGCCUGCAAGCCGACCUCAGCAAGCCCGAAGAAGCCUCCGCCACCAUCGUCGCAGUAGCCAAAGAGAAGUUUGGGUCAGAUGGAAAGCUCCAGAUUGACAUCCUCGUCAACAAUGCCGGCGUGGCGGGCGACCGCAACUUGAACGACGCGGAGCGCGGCCCCAUCGCCCCGGAGCAUUUCAACUGGAUCUACACCGUCAACGUCCUCGCCCCGCUCCUUCUCACGCAGGCCUGCGCCCCCUUCCUCCCCACGGACCGCAGCGGCCGCAUUGUCAAUAUCUCUAGCGUGUCGGCCUCGCUCGGCUUCGUCGGCCAGUCCAUUUAUGGCGGGACCAAGGCUGCCCUCGAGGCGAUGACCCGCACCUGGGCGCGUGAGCUGGCUGACCGUGCCACGGUCAACGCUGUCAACCCGGGUCCUGUCGUUGGUGAUAUGUACUUUGAGACGGGCGAGCAAUUCUGGCGCGAUAUUCAGGGCUUCCAGGAUAACACGCCGAUGAGCAAGCUGGACGAGAGCAGCGAGGAUACCAUGCGCCGGUUGAGCCCUGAGCAGACGCGCCUGAUCAAGGAAAAGAUGGGUAAUCGGAGACCCGCUUUUACUAGUGAGGUGGCCGGUGUGGUUGGCAUGCUGUGCACGCCGGAUGGGCUGUGGUGCACAGGCAGUGUGGUGUGUGCCAACGGCGGCAUGAAGAUGGUUACAUAG